ACUUCAAGUUUCAACUUAUGUUAGCGUUGAAUAUUUUAACGGGAUCUGCUACCAAAGCAUUUUCGAGUUAGUUCUCAGAGUUGGCUUACAAUCGUUCGUUUUGAAAAAGAACACGUUUGUUGAGAGCACAACUGAGAAAUUUGUCGAAAACGAAUUAGAAUGGAGGGUAAAUGAAGAGGUUUUACAAGGUGGCAUUGUGUUUUAUUGGAUGAAAGUUCAGGCAACCGUCAACAAACCUGGUAAUUAUUUAUCCG
Messenger RNA from Funneliformis caledonium, 254 nucleotides. Lineage: Eukaryota; Fungi; Glomeromycota; Glomeromycetes; Glomerales; Glomeraceae. The record is from the annotation of a GenBank genome assembly.